AUGGACCAUGACAGCAGCGCCGACGAGACCACCGGCAUCAUGAUGGGCGGCCGGGGCGGCCGGGGCGGCCGGGCCCGCCACGUCAACUACUCGAGCACCCUGCAGGACCAUGCCGGCCCCCGGGCUAGGCGCACGCCGACCAAUGUGAGCCGCAACAACAGCGGCCUCUCGCCGGUGCUGCCGCCGCCGGCCGUGGGGACGCCCGGCGCCGAUGAUGGUGCUGCUGCUGCUGCUGCCGCCGUCAAUGGUGGCGCGGACCGGCGCGACGGCGCGGACGUGGCGAGCCAGGGCCUGUGGCAGCGGAUAUGGGCCAAUUUCCAGUCCAUCGAGCUGGAGAACAAGGGCAGCGUCGCGAGGGACCAUCUGGCACUAGAACGGACAUUCCUGGCCUGGCUCCGGACGUCCCUGGCCUUCGCCUCCAUCGGCGUCGCCAUCACGCAGCUCUUCCGGCUCAACACGUCCUUCGCCGGCGGCAGCCCGGCCUCGGGCGGCCGCGACACGCUGCGCCAGGUCGGCAAGCCCCUCGGCGUGACCUUCCUGGCCAUCAGCAUCCUGAUGCUGUUCCUCGGCUACCGGCGCUACUUCACGAGCCAGAAGUGGAUCAUGAAGGGCAAGUUCCCCGCCAGCAGGGGCACCGUCAUCCUCGUGACCCUCGUGGCGUUUGCCCUCAUGGUCUCGUCCUUGAUCGUGGUCGUUGUCGUGCAGCCUCACUCGGUGGAGAGCUGA
Molecule: messenger RNA, 726 nt
Organism: Thyridium curvatum
Lineage: Eukaryota; Fungi; Ascomycota; Sordariomycetes; Thyridiales; Thyridiaceae
Exons: 2
Coding region: 1-726 (241 amino acids)
Source: RefSeq, a predicted model, not a curated record